UUUUCACCCAGAUUUUUUUUUUCCAAUUAGAUGAAAAUGAAUAGUUUUUAUGGGUUUUUUCAUUUAUGCUUAUUGUUUUACUAUGUUUGCUUAAAAAUUUGUAAAAAAAAGAAAAGCAAUUAAAUUUUAAAAAUUUAUUUCUUUAUGUGUUUUCUCUUCUAAAAGCAAUUAUACACUUACGAUCUAAAAAUAUGAUUAAAAUUCCAUGUAUAGAUGAUGAACAUGAGUUAAAAAUCAAAACUUUCCUGAUUCACCCCAUUUCUUUCUCCCUUCAUUUUCUUUUCUGUUUUUUUUUCGGUUUUUGAUUUUAUAAUUAAAUUUAUUAAUACAGACUGUGUUCUAUUUUAACCGUUUAGACAAUUAUGAAAAAAUAAAUAGUUGUACAAAAUAUAGAUGGGAAUAAAUUGCUAAAAUUUUGAACAUCUGUUUUAAAAUAUAAUAAUCUGACCUUGUAUUAAAUUUUGUGGGCUAUUGAUUUCUGAUCUCGUGGCUUAAGUUGUUCCUUUGUUUGUAUCUGUUUAUAUAGAUCGUGUUAAACUCUGCAACUCCAAGUUGACUUUGAAAUAGAGUUUUGAUCAUACUGGAACUCGUUUUCAAUUGUUUUAAUGGGUGGAAUUAUUAUUUGCUUAAAUAGAACUUGUAAUACCUUUCUAAUAAUAUAACCAAAUAAUGACUCCUAAGUUAACUAUUUAAUAGAUCUUUGAUGCUACCUGAACACUUUUUCACUUGUUUUAAUGGGUGGAAUUUUUAUUUGCUUAAAUAGAUCCUAUUAAACUCCUUUCUAAUAAUAUUAUUUCCUCUGUUUCAUAAUACUUGCUACAUUUUCUAUUUUUGGCAAUUUCAUAUUAGUUGCCACAUUUCCUUUUUUAGUAAUAAAAUAAUCAUUUAAAGUUCUAACUACUCCUAUUUUUAUUCUAUUCUAUACUCUAUACUCUAUACUCUAUAAUAAAAAACUAUACUAUACUCCAUAAAGUAACCUAACAACCUAUUUUUCCUUUUUCUUUUUCAAUUAACAAUAAUAAAAUACUAUACUCUAUAAAGUAAACAAUCAGCUACAGUGUAAGUCAAUCACUUUUCUUAAUACCCGUGUCCAUGCAAAUGUAGCGACUAAAAUGGAACGGAGGAAGUAUUAAAUAAUAGUUCCCAAGGUAACUUUGAAAUAGAGCUUUUAUCCUACUUGAACUCUUUUUCACUUGUCAUUUAUUUACAUUUAAUAAAAUUGUUACUUUUGAGCAACAAUUUUAUAAUAUCAAAACUCUUUUCUAAUAGAUUUAUGUCUUUAGAAAUAAUAAUUUAUCAUCAUAUUAUAUAACAAUAAAAUCUUAACAUAAUGUUUUACCUUUGGGAGUAGUAGUUGGGUAUCCCCUGUUCAUACACUUGUGCGUUUCCUUGGAAGCCUAAACAAUUUGCCAUUGAGCAUUUGGUAUCUUACUCCUCCCAAUGUUAUUAAUAGUGCAAACAUCAAAACUGCUGUACAGACCCUUGUGCGUUUUUUUUAAAAUCAUUUACGAGCUUUAAUUUAUAAUAAUUACUAAUAAUUAACACGCAAUACUUUUAAUUUUAUUGUUGGCUUUACUUUUUCUGAGAUCUAUAGUCUCUUGUUUUUUAGGGAAAACUUUGUCUCUCCUAUAUGCAUAAACCGAAAAUACUUGAGCUAUGGUCAUCCUGAUGAUUAAAUGAGAUAAUCUCAAUCUCAGUGAAUUUCUAUUGUGCUGUUUAUUUUAUAUUAUUUGUUACAACUUCCUCAGGUUUUUUUUUAGUUCAAUAUAAUCUACAAAAGGGUCAAUGUCGAAUUCUUCAACAAAGUUAAUCUUGGAUGGACAGGAACAAGAUGAAUGGAAGGAUAAGCUCAGCACAUUGUCUGAUGAUAUACUUGUCUUUAUUCUAUCUCUUAUGGAGAGAAAAGAAGCGACAAGAACUUGCAUCCUUUCAAGAAGGUGGCGGUAUUUGGCUACUUACUUCACUAAUCUCAACUUUGAUGUUGAUAAUUUAGAGACUAUGACCUUAGGCUGUAAGCGCCAACUCAAGCCAGUCAAAGAUCUAAAGCCAAGGUUCUUGAAUUGGGUUAGUCAAGUAGUGGCUUUGAAUCGUGCUCCAUUUAUUGAUGAAUUCAGAAUUCGCUUUCCAUUGGAUGAGACUGAUUCAAGUCAUCUCGAGGCUUGGAUCAAUUUUGCUAUCUUAAAACGAGUCCAGAACUUAGAGCUCCAUUUAAGAUCUUAUACCAUAACAUCUCAUGUUUGGAAAGGCAUGAGCCACCUCAAGUCCCUGAGUUUGAAGGGGGUAAAUAUAUGUGGAGAAGUAGUAGAGUUGGUUUUUUCUCGAUGCCAUCUUUUAGAACGACUAUACAUUGCUCGAUCAUACAAUCUAUUCAAGUUGAAGAUUCUUAACUUAAGCUCAGAAAAGUUGAAAUACUUGACAGUUCAUGAUUGCCAGAAUUUAGAAGAAGUUGAGGUACAAGCUAGGAAUCUUGUGUCGUUCGAUUUCAAAUGCUUCCAUACAGUUGUGGUUCAUGUUAGCGCUCCAUCACUCAUUGAAGCGCAAUUUCAUGGCUUAUAUGACACAGGACUGCUUCCAAAAUUCUCGCCCAUCAGAAGCUUAGCUGCUCACUUGUCUAAGCUUUCGCUUAAUGUAUAUGAGAAAUGGAUUGAUGAAGGUCUUAUCAUCCCUUCUUUUCCUAAUAUCCAAUACCUGAAGUUGUGGGUUUCUAUCAAAUAUAGUCAUUUUAACUUUAUUUUGUUAAGAUGCUUCCCGGAGGCCUGCCCAUUACUGCACGAAUUCAAGCUGGAGGUAACUUAUUAUCCCUAUAAUGGGGAGGUAGAUUCAGAUUCAGAUUUAGAUUAUUCAGAUAGCGACGACUUGAAAGACUCGAAUUUGCAAGAUGUGAAGCGGUGGUUGGAGACUAGAGAGGAGAUUAGUGCAACCUUUCCAAACUUGUGGAAAGUCGAAUGGGCUUCAACAUUUCACAAUGAUCUCAAUAAAGAAUAUAUGCUAGCUUUGCACAUUGUUAAGAAUGCCAUUAAGCUUAAGGACUUCAUCUUCACCCCCAUAAUUCCAAAGCCAUAUUCUAGUUAUGAAGAAUAUUCUGAUUAUGAAGAAGCUAUGGAAACUUGUAUAGAUCGCGCUGAACGAUUAGCUUUGGUUCUCCCAUCUCAUGUGAAUUUUGUGGUUAUCAAAGAAGGCUAAGUGAACCUCUCAAAUUUUAAAUGUAUUUCUUUUCUGGAUAUUGGAUACAUUUUGUAUUUUUGACAAUAUUUGUUUAUUUUUUUUGGAAGGAUUUGUGA
Molecule: messenger RNA, 3281 nt
Organism: Amaranthus tricolor (Joseph's coat)
Lineage: Eukaryota; Viridiplantae; Streptophyta; Magnoliopsida; Caryophyllales; Amaranthaceae
Product: putative F-box/FBD/LRR-repeat protein At1g78760
Exons: 5
Coding region: 1786-3183 (465 amino acids)
Molecular function (GO): protein binding
Source: RefSeq, a predicted model, not a curated record